This is a messenger RNA of Kwoniella botswanensis, 789 nucleotides long. RefSeq lists its product as uncharacterized. The transcript is spliced from 8 exons. The record is from RefSeq and is a predicted model, not a curated record. Gene Ontology annotation, molecular function: alcohol dehydrogenase (NAD+) activity. NCBI's taxonomy places the organism in Eukaryota, Fungi, Basidiomycota, Tremellomycetes, Tremellales, Cryptococcaceae. Bases 1 to 789 code for a protein of 262 amino acids. Gene Ontology annotation, cellular component: cytoplasm.
AUGGUCUCCUCCGGGACAUUCGAGACGGACUUUCCUAUCGUAGCGGGACAUGGGGGUGUAGGGGAAGUGGUGGAUAUGGGUGAAGAGGCAAGGAAAGAUGGAUGGAAGGUUGGUGAGAGGGUAGGGGCGUUAUUGAAUUCUGGUGGAUGUGGCAAUUGUGGUGAAUGUAGAUAUUACAGUAAACGAUACUGCUCGGAAGCGUCAAUGUUGGGAUUGAAAGGUGAAAAUGGCUAUGAGCAGGCAGCCCCAUUGACAUGCGCGGGAGUGACGAUCUAUUCAGCUAUUCAGAAACUCGACCUUGCUCCUGGGGAACUACUCCUUGUCUCUGGGUUGGGAGGUCUGGGUAGUCUGGGCGUACAAAUUGCUAAAGCCAAGGGCUUGAAAGUGAUCGGAGCGGAUGUCAAACAACAUGCACAUGAUUAUCUCUUGAGCCUUCCGCAAAAGUUCCAACUUGAUCUGCUUCUCAAUCCCAAAUACGACAAAGACCAAGACCUAUCAUUGGAGAUGGGAGCGUUAAGGAAUGAGGGAUACGAUUCUUUCGAUGGCGUAGAUGCCGCUAUAAUUUGUACCGACUCCCCCUCUGCAAUUCUUAUGCCAUAUCUUUACUCAGACCCCACUCGAAUCAUAGGUACCUUGAACGGUACUCGAGAUCAGCUCAAGGAGACGACGGAGUUAUGUGCGAGAGAGGGAAUCAAGAGUAAUAUUCUCAUUGAGAGGUGGGAUGAAGGAAAGGGAGUGGAGAGAAUUAUGAGUGGACAUGGGAGGGGUAAAGGGGUGGUGAAAAUGUGA